Amoebophrya sp. A120 is the source of this 2020-nucleotide messenger RNA. NCBI's taxonomy places the organism in Eukaryota, Dinophyceae, Syndiniales, Amoebophryaceae. The record is from the annotation of a GenBank genome assembly.
GUGAUUUCUUCUGCAUUCUGUUGGAGCUCGCUGGUGUUGGAGUUCGAGACCACCUCCACAAAUAAGUACUUACUCCGUCGUCCUUGUCGAAUUCUAGAACUCUCGCCGUGUCCGUGUCCUUGACGUUGUCGUGCUCCUUGUGUACAAAAAUGAAGUAAUUGCGUUCUCAGAACCGCUCUCGCCAUCUAUGGUGGAGGUGGAAGGAACAUAGUCUCCGCUUCUCCACCACCUCCUGUGGUGGUGGAAGGUUUCGCCGUCGCGAGGGAAACAUGUCUCCUUUUCGCCUCAUCUGGCGGAUGGUUCUGGUUCAUCUGGUAUCUUCCCACCUCGCUGCUCAUUUCCCGGUAGCUGUGACCGCUGUCAAUUUGCAGCAGCACCUCUCCCUACACCGCGCGGCAAGUAGAGCGCAGAAGAAACUGCAGAAGACGAGGAACAUUUUUGCCAAUGAGAUCUACGACAUCGCGCAGGAUGGGUGCAGUUGCGGGUGCUGCAUCGUGACCGAAGUGCACCGGAAGUUGACUUGUCGCCGGAUCAAUUUGACCACUUUAGACCAGGCGAACAACGAAGACGGGGAGCCGACCGGUCAGUGCCAACAGGCCACUUGCACCGAAGUGAGCGCGGGGUCCUGGGCGACCACAACGGCCACGGACUACGACCAGUACUGCGCCAGCUACUGCAGCGUGCCGGCCGCUGGCGGAACGUCGAACGCGCAGCGGAUAUCCUGAGUAAAAACGUACCCACGCCAGAGUCAGGAUGGGGAUUUUGCAACACAAACCUAGGAGUUUUGUGAGUCACGCAUGACAAGUUGCGCUCUGCUGUGCUGUAGUGCAGGUUAGCAAGUGCAGCCGCAUCACAGAUUCAUCUGCUCAUCCUGUUCACAGCAUCACAAGUUCCAAAACACGAGUAGAAAUGGCUCUCAUGGGUAUGCGCAUUACAAGUCUUCCUGUCUUUCGAAAUCUGCAUUACAACUCUGGCGUGGGGACGUUUUUACUCAGGAUAGCGGACGCGGUUGAACAAUGCCUACAUCGAGGGAGGCAGUGGUAUAUGCUUAGAAAUCGUUGCGAGCGAAGAUUUUUGCUAGCAUCGGCUCGAUUAGCUUGUUCAAGAAGCUUCUUCAGCUUGCUUUUCGUCUUCUAGAAACUGAUGAACUCUUCAUGUUGCUCAUAUUCGAAGAUGCGUUCGUGUGACGUGCAUAGCUUUUGAUGUUCAAAUGAUAACCUCGUUUCCUCCAUUCUUAGUUUCUCCCGGCAACGGCGGAGCCACCCCGCAGGCCACGUGCAUCAACAAUGAGGACGCGCAAGAGGUUAACGAACUGCAGCACACGGGACUGAAAGCACCGGACUACAACGAUGCUGUGACGUACGCGGCGGAAGCGUUUGGGUUUCGGCGUUGAGACGUGAUGAAAUAGACUUCGAGUUCACGGAGAUGUUGAGGCGGGCACGGGUGCUAGUCCAAGCACCUUGGUAAUGUAAGUGUCCUUUUAAAGAAGGUGGAGAAAGAAGCGUUUUCUUUUCCAUGGACGAUGUAGCGCCAGUGCGCACGGAUGAACGAAAUAAGCUGUGUAUCGUGCUGUAGUUGCAGGAGCAGAUUGAAAAGCGAACAGAGCAGCACUGGUCUUGUCCACUGUCUCUACCACUUUCUCUAUAUAGAAUGAACCUGUUGAAUGAUGUGUUUUCUUGAGCUACCAUUGCCAGCGCAACGUGGCUGCAGUGAUGUAAGAAAGAAGAAUGCUAGUACAGAGUAAGUAAAGAAGAGGAACGAGCAGGACGAGGUGACGAGAGCACAUGAAUUUAAGUGAGAAAUGAACACGUUUCUGGCACCAUCUACUCUGCCACUCAUGGGCAGGCACAAAAUGGCGAUAGUUCUAGUUGCAUGUUGUGGUACUUGCUCUAGCGGGUCGUUUCCUUUUCCGUGUUCCGGAAAGGAAUCAGAUUCUGCUUCUUUGACAAACCAAUUUGCUGUUGCACGGAAUCCACGGCCUUCUAAAUGACCAUGAUAGGGACUGAGCGAACAUCAAAAA